GGGGAGGAGGCGGAGGAGGAUGCCCCGAAGUUAUUUAUAAUGUCGGGCCGGCCGCGGGUGACGUAGCGAGCCGUCCGGGCAGUGGGAGCAGCGGUGGUCGCCCCGUCCCCUCGUUCGCCGGGCCUGCGCCGCCAUGGAGGGAGCCGGGCCGGCGCUGCGGCUGGAGCCGGACUCGGGCGGCGCGUGCUGAGGGCGGGAGAGCCGGCCGGAGCGCGACAAGGUCUCCGUUGUCUUGGCACACAUCGGGGAAGUCAGAUUGGUUCUGCUGCAGGCGGAAAUGCUGGGCUCGGUGCCCGUCUUGUUUCAGUGCUUGGGCUGAAACCGAAUACGUAGCUUUCUCACGAGACGCUGGGUCCCCUUGCCCCUGCUCUGGGGGCAAGGGGGGACUCUUGGAAGCGGGGAGCAUCCUGCCCAUCUGGAAGGGCCCUUGAUUUGGUGGGAGCUAAGCUGUUGGCUUUUUUCUUUCUUUUCCCCGGAGAUUGUUCCACCGUGACAGACGAUGCCAUGAACGUUAGCAGUGCGUCCCACUCACCGGCCCUUCGAACCGCACCUCAGGGAGUUUGAUAGGGAGGGCAGCGGCCACCGGGGGACUUGCCAUGGCUGGGAGUGGUUACACAGACCUAAGAGAGAAGCUCAAGUCAAUGAUGCCUUACCGGGACAGCUACAAGAGCAGCAGCAGGCGGGAUCCUGCAGAGCCCCCCUAUGGAGCUGGGGCGGGAGCGGCCGAGCGCAAGCGCAAGCACCGCAACAAUUCCGACUCAGAGCCCUCCGACUCCGAAGAGCCCCAGAGGGAGGAGGAGGAGGAGGAGGAGGCCCAGAAGGUCAAAAGCGGCAUCCGGCAGUUGCGCCUGUUCAGCCCUGAGGAAUGUGUCAAGAUCGAGGCGCGCAUUGACGAGGUGGUCUCCAGGGCUGAGAAGGGCCUCUAUAAAGAGCACACGGUGGACAGGGCCCCACUCCGGAAUAAGUACUUCUUUGGGGAGGGCUACACGUACGGGUCACAGCUGCAAAGGCGAGGCCCCGGCCAGGAGCGGCUGUACCCGCGUGGGGAAGUGGACACCAUUCCUGAGUGGGUUCACGGCCUGGUCAUUCGCAAGCUGGUGGAACACCGGGUCAUCCCCGAGGGCUUUGUGAACAGUGCGGUGAUCAAUGACUACCAGCCCGGAGGCUGCAUAGUCUCCCACGUGGACCCCAUCCACAUCUUUGAGAGGCCGAUUGUGUCCGUGUCGUUCUUCAGUGACUCAGCACUCUGCUUUGGCUGCAAGUUCCAGUUCAAGCCGAUCAGGGUCUCCGAGCCAGUCUUCUUCCUGCCUGUGAGAAGGGGGAGUGUCACUGUACUCAGUGGCUACGCAGCUGACGAAAUUACGCACUGCAUUCGACCACAGGACAUCAAGGAGAGGAGAGCAGUGAUCAUCCUUCGGAAAACCAGACUAGAUGCUCCCCGGCUGGAGACACGAUCCCUGAGCAGCUCCGUGUUGGUACCUGGCUACGCUUCGGACCGUCUGUCGGGGAGCAACAGGGACCCCAUCCUGAAGCCAAAGAGGUCCCAUCGCAAAGCAGACCCUGAUGCAGCUCAUCGACCUCGGAUUUUAGAGAUGGAUAAGGAGGAGAACAGGCGCUCGGUCCUUUUGCCGAAGCACCGGAGGCGGAGCCAUUUCAGCUCUGAGAACUAUUGGCGGAAGUCGCACGAGUACACAGAAGACUUUGGCGAGGAGGAGGAGGAGGAGGACGGGAGCCCAGCCCGGAAAGUGAAAAUGAGGCGGCAUUGAGGAGCCCUUCACCCCCUCCCCAGCUUCCCCGGUCUUAGAGGGGCGAGCCUGGCCUCCCGGCUGUGAAGUUGGAUCUUUUCCGUCCCCUUCCUCCUCGCCCCCCCAGUUAUUUCUCGUUUAUCCCCCCUCCUCUUCCUGCUUUAUCUCGAAAAGGAGCUGAAACAAAUCCGGCUCCUUCCUUCCCCUCUCGCUUCCUCCCUCCGCAUCCAUGCUGGCUAGGAUAUAUGUGGCACCGCCUGCCCGCUUUCGCUGGGCAAGUGGCUGUGCCUCGCAGCAGAGGCAGCUUUUUUUCCGUUUUUAAGAAGGGAAGAAAAAAAGCUACGUCGUUCCGUCAGGCGUUGGGCUGGAGCAGAUCUUGAAGAUGCCAAAAAGUGAUGGGUUUUGAGUUCGCCGAGGGGUUACCGACUUCCCUCUGCCUCGAUGCCGCCGCCACUUCCAAAGGCUCCCGACGCUGCGGCAUUUUCGCACCGCCACGGACAUGGCCAAGUCUCCCUCCUGCCCCCCCGCUCUGUAUUGCACCAAAGGGCUCCAGUUUCCAGUGCUGACUCUCGUGUGAAUUUUUCUCCCGCGGUGUUGAAAAAGCUGCUUUCCUCCAGCAACUGGAAGUCCAAGCCUCGCCGGCUCCUCUUUGCAACACCGGAUGGCAAAGCAUGUGGGACAUGUUGCACUUUAGCGUCAGGGUUUAUUCCACCCCCCCGCCCCGCCCCUGUUCUGUGUGUCCUGUUCGAUGCCAUAUCACUUCCCCCGCCCCUCACUCGCUUGGGCUAGCAAGCGCCCAUGUUUUCCUGCGCUGCUGCUGGGAGUUUAGUGUGUUUUCUUUCUGUGAAGGAUGCUCGGCGGCCCCACGCUAGGGCUGCUGCUCAAGGGCUCAUUGAGGGAGGGGGCGCUUGGCCAGAAGCCCCGGGUUCUGCUGAAUUCUUCACACUAACAGCACGGGGCACAACGCAUGGGCCGGAAUUCGAGCGCCCGUCUUGCCUGGGAGAAGGGGCCUUGCGUAGGUGCAAGUCUGUUUAUGGCAGAGGUUGCUCUGGAGGUUUUUCCUCCGUGCGUUGAGCCCCACCGAGUCACCUACUGAGUUUGGUCUCUUCCCUGCCCUCUCCAUGCCCAUAUUUUAGCAAAGAAUUCUACUAAUUCUGCUGUUGCUUCUGAUGCUUGAAGGUCAGCCUUGGGCUGCGGCUGCAGCUGCUGCCACCCUCUGAUCUUAAAGGCAGGUUGCCAGCUAUGACGGAGCAUCGAAAGGUGGCAGGAAUCAUCAGUGGAGCGGUUCUCAGCCGUCAGUUCUGUUGCGUCAGGCCGUUUCCUGGCGAAGAAGGCUGGAGCUGCCAAGUUAGUGCCACCUCGGAAACAGGAAGGCUUCCUUUGCCCCAGGCAGGAGGGGAGGUUAAGUGGCACAGCCAGUCCUCUUUUCCCCCCCCCCCUCUGAAGUGUUUCAUCAAUAGUCCUCGUGUCUGAGCCUGCCAACCCCACCUCCCCCAUCCUCGUUCAGUGAUUUUAUUGCCUGUUUUACCUGCAUGACAAGGUAACGUUGCCGCCAAAAAGUUAAACAGCGGGCCUCGCUUAGCCUCAGACCGUCAGAGUUGGGGGAUUAGGCCAGAACAGCACCCUUGCUCUUGAGGAGCAGCUCGGAUUUUCAUUGCCCCGUCCUACUCCAGAAGUGGAGAUACCUUUUUUUUUUUUGGCUUUUUGGCUAUGACCUGAAUACCUGCUGAUAAAUAUUC
Candoia aspera is the source of this 3484-nucleotide messenger RNA. RefSeq names its product alkB homolog 5, RNA demethylase (gene ALKBH5). Gene Ontology annotation, biological process: mRNA processing; mRNA export from nucleus. The coding region runs from base 597 to 1766 and encodes 389 amino acids. The record is from RefSeq and is a predicted model, not a curated record. Gene Ontology annotation, cellular component: nucleus. NCBI's taxonomy places the organism in Eukaryota, Metazoa, Chordata, Lepidosauria, Squamata, Candoiidae. Gene Ontology annotation, molecular function: oxidative RNA demethylase activity. The transcript has 5 exons.